Molecule: messenger RNA, 2023 nt
Organism: Fukomys damarensis (Damara mole-rat)
Lineage: Eukaryota; Metazoa; Chordata; Mammalia; Rodentia; Bathyergidae
Gene: Hmces
Product: 5-hydroxymethylcytosine binding, ES cell specific
Exons: 6
Coding region: 268-1329 (353 amino acids)
Biological process (GO): DNA damage response
Molecular function (GO): single-stranded DNA binding
Source: RefSeq, a predicted model, not a curated record
CUUCGGCGCCUCGCCCUCUUGCCGCCUGUCCGGGCGCUGAGGCGGGGAGCAACGCGAGCAAACCCUGCCAGGCGGGAGCUCCGGGAAGUUUCCAGAGAGCCGCGGCGGUGCUGCGGGUCGGAUCCCAGCACGGGCGGCUGAGGCCGGUCUGGAUGCAGAGCGAGACCCUGUGCAAACAAGCACAAGAUAACGCCCCAGCGUCGGAGACCCGGGAGCAGGAGCGCUCCCCUCCCUGUGCUUGCUGAUUGCAGGGCGAGCGCGGCGACGAUGUGCGGGCGGACGUCCUGCCACCUGCCCAGGGACGUGCUAACCAGGGCCUGCGCCUACCGCGACCGCGGCGGCCGGCAGCGGCUCCCCGAGUGGAGGCAGCCCGAGAAGUACCACCCCUCCUACAACCAGAGCCCGCAGAGCUGUAGCCCGGUGCUGCUGUCGCGCUUGCACCUGGAGAAGGAUGCAGACUCAUCCGAGCGGAUCAUUGCUCCCAUGCGAUGGGGCCUGGUCCCCUCUUGGUUCAAAGAAGGUGACCCUUCCAAGCUGCCGUUCAGCACCACCAACUGUCGCAGUGAUACCAUCCUGGAGAAACGGUCAUUCAAGGUGCCCCUUGGAAAGGGGAGACGCUGUGUUGUCUUAGCAGAUGGAUUCUACGAGUGGCAGCGAUGUCGGGUAUCAAGCCAGAGGCAGCCGUACUUCAUCUAUUUCCCCCAGACCAAGGCGGAACAGCCAAGCAGUGGUGGAGUUACAGACAGUGCUGAGGACUGGGAGAGCAUCUGGGACAACUGGAGGCCGCUGACAAUGGCGGGAAUCUUUGACUGCUGGGAGCCGCCCGAGGGAGGAGACCUGCUAUACUCCUACACCAUCAUCACUGUGGAUUCCUGCACAAGCUUACAUGACAUCCACCACAGGAUGCCUGCCAUUCUGGAUGGGGAGGAGGCCGUGACCAGGUGGCUGGACUUCGGGGACGUCCCCACGCAGGAGGCGCUGAAACUGAUCCGCCCCACAGAGAACAUCACCUUCCACCCUGUUUCGCCUGUUGUCAACAACUCGAGGAACAACACCCCUGAGUGUCUGACUCCCCUCCACUUGGUGGUCAAAAAGGAACCCAAGGCAAGCAGCAGCAGCCAAAAGAUGAUGCAGUGGCUGGCCACAAAAUCACCUAAGAAGGACCAGGAGACACCUCUAACGGAUGAGACCAACACACCCCAGUGGUCCAGUCAGUUCCUGCCGAGGAGCCCGCUGCCCGCCAAGAGAGGUGGUGCAGGCCUCCUGGUGCAGUGGCUGAAGCAGGAGGAGGAGGAGGCACCCGAGGCCAAGCGGCCUCACAGUCAGUAGCACAUCCUGGCCCUGGACACCCGGGGGGUGUUCUCACAUGGGAGGCGGUAGCACUGGCUAGAGGACAGUUGCGGCUCCCCAGGAAAGCAGCUGCCCUGGCCUUGAGCAUCGGCUAUGGGCGGCAGGAAGAGGGGCUGCCUGUGCCUGAGGGACGGAGCCCUCCGCCUGCCCUGCUGCUCCCUGAGGGCUGUCGUCUGCCCAGCAUGUGGGCUUGGCUUGACUUCGGUUUCCCUUGAGUGUAAAAAUGUUAUUUUUCAGAAAUGUCAAGAGAAUCAUCAAGAAAGAAAAAUGUUAUCCUCCACUUAUCCUAGAAAUAAAUAAGGAAAGCAUAAAAUUGCUUUUUUAAUUAUGGAAGUUGGAAGUUUAGUAUCAGCAUCCAAAGUGAACAGCAACAAACAUUUACCACAUAGUUCGGAUUAGUUUGAUAGGGCUUUCCCAGAGGAGGUAACAUUUCUUCUGUCAGUUGACAUCACCAAAACAGCAAAAAAUAAACCAACUGGGGCCAGGGAUUUAGGUCAGUGGUGCCGCCACCUGCCUCGCAAGCACAAGGACCCAAGUUUGAUCCCCGGUGUGGUGUCUGAGACCUGGGAGGAAGCCACCUGCAGUGUGUUUAGGCCCCUCCUGGGGACACACGCGCUGCCUUUCCCGCAGCACUAGGGUCCUCUGUCCACUCGGGCAUUGCUUCGCUGUGCAU